This is a messenger RNA of Rotaria sordida, 2691 nucleotides long. The record is from the annotation of a GenBank genome assembly. Lineage: Eukaryota; Metazoa; Rotifera; Eurotatoria; Philodinida; Philodinidae.
AUGAAUUUCGAUUCAAAUGAUCUUGAUUUUGAUCCCAAUAAAAUACGAGAAAUAGAAAAAAAACUUGAAGAUGAUGGUUAUGUUCGUAUACAAUUUUCAAGUGAACAUUUGCCAAAUGAUCAUCAUAUUAUAAAAAAUAUGGAAAAUUUUUUUAUUGAAAUUAUUGAAAAACUCGGUGGUCAAUGUUUAGAUCAUAAUGAAGAAAAAAAUUCUAUUGUUUGGCAUGUUCAACCAAUACAAACAUCUGUCGAUACAAAACAAAAAUCAUUAGCUCGUUCACAAACAAAUGAUGAAUUUUUAUUUCAUACUGAUGGUUCAUAUGAAUUAAAUCCAGCUGAAUAUAUGGCAUUAUUUGUUUUAGAACAAGAUCAACUUGGUGGUGGACAAUUAGAAAUAAUUCGAUUAUCAGACAUUUUACAAAAUUUAUCAUUAGAAACAAAAGAAAAAUUACUUAAAAAUAAAAUACGAAUAGAUAUACCAGAAGAAUUUCGAAAAUCAUCAAAUAUUGAUCAUAUAGAUGCAACAAUUUUAAUAGAUCAUGAUAAAAUUCGUUAUAGAUACGAUAUAUUAUCUACGGAAAAUAAUGAAGAAUUAAAUGAACUUAAUUCAAUAAUUAAUAAAAUUGAAAAAUAUCGACCAAAAUUAAAUAAAUAUACAAUGAUUAUAUUAAAUAAUCAAAAAUAUCUUCAUGCUAGAACAAAAAUUCUUGAUAAUCGUCGUCAUUUACUUCGAAUAAGAUUUAAUCGAUCAUUACCAUAUAAUAUUUUUUCUAUUUAUGAUCAAACAAAAUUACUUCGAGAAUAUUUAACAUUUUCAAAUGAUUUUUAUGAUUAUUUUGAUAAUCAACAUGAAUAUUUAUAUAAAAUACUAAAUUUAAUUGUUAAACAAUAUAAUCAACCAACAUAUUUAGGUGAAGAAAUUCGACAAACUUUUCAAUUUAAUUCAAAAAUUCAUUAUAUUUUAACACAAUUAAAUAUUUAUCGACCAGAUUUUCAAAUUGGAACUUAUCGUCCAGAUAUUGUUUUUGGUCAUGGGAAUUUAUUUAAAAUAAAUGGAAUUUAUUCAUUUCAACCAAAAAUUUGUGAAAUUAAUGCACGAUUUCCAUUUAAUGGAUAUUUUUUAUCUGCUAGUUUAUGUUCAACCGAUGAUCAAAAUAGAUUAUCACAAAAAUAUUCUAAUUUAAUUGAAACAAUAAUAAAAUUGUCAAAAUUUGAUACAACAAAACCAAUGUUUAUUCUUAAAUCUAAAGAACAUGGUUAUGAUAUUCAUUUAUUUCAACAAUAUUGGACAAAAAAAUAUUCUCAACCAUGUUUAUUUAUUAAUCCAAAACAAUUAAAAAUUGAAAAUAAAAAAUUAUUUGAUAAUAAUACAAAUUAUUCUAUUGAACAAUUUAUAUUUGAAUUACAUCAAGAUGAAAUUUUACAAUUAUCUGAUGAAAUACUUGAAUUAUUUAUUAAAAAUAAUCAAUUAAAUUAUAUAAAUGAUCUUCGAACAAUAUUUAUUUUACAUGAUAAACGUUUAUUUUCACUUUUAUCGAAUCAACAAUUUCUUUAUGCUUUAUUAAAUAAUUCACCAGAUACAUUUAUACAAUUCAUACCAAUAACCUAUGUUAUUAAUAAAAUACCAAAUUAUUUAAAAAAUUCUAUUAUUAAUAAUAAACAAGAUUGGUGUAUUAAACCAAAUACAGCUGGCAAAGGAGAAAAUAUUACUAUGGGUGCUGAUGUAACAUUAGAUGAAUGGAUUUAUCAAUUAUUAGAUUCAAAUCAUGAACAAUGGAUUAUUCAACAAUAUAUUUCAUGUGUACAAUAUAAAUCAAUGAAUUUAUCUGGUUUGUUAUUAUGUUUUAAUGAUCAAUGUUUUAAUAUUGGAAUAAUUCGACUGUCUCCAAAUAAAAUUGUUAAUAUAUCUAAUAGAGGUUAUUUUAUUCGUCCUUAUGUACAUCGAGAAUAUAUACAUUCUAUGAAUGAUGGAAGUAUUUUAACAAAAGAAAAAGUACAUGAACAAUUAAUUGAAUUAAAAUCUAUUGAUAAUCAAUGGAAUCAAAGUGCUUAUAUAUCAGCAUCUGGUGGUAGUGGAGGAAAACAUUUAUAUUUUAUAACAGAUAUUAAACAAAAUUUAUUACAACGAAAAAUAUUAGUUGAUAUGAUGCUUAAACAAAAUAUUAUAUCUCAUAAUGAUAUUUGUCUUAAUUUAUUUCAAUCAAAUUAUAUUUAUCGAUCAUUUGAAAUUUUUAAUGAUUUUUGUUCAAUAGCUAAUUGUACAACAUUACCAAUGAGUGCAAAUACAAAUGAUGAAGAUAUUUUAAAUAUAAUUGAAUAUUUUAAACCAAAUAUUCUUAUGGGUUCACCAUAUCGUUUAAUGCAAUUAGCAUUUUUUAUUGAAAAACAAGAAAAAAAAGAAAUCAAUUUUGAAAAAAUCUAUUUUGCAUGUGAAUCACUUGAUGAAAUCAAACAAAAUUAUUUUAAACAUAUAUUUCAUUGUUCAAUUUAUAUUGGUUUUUAUGGUUCAGCUGAAGCUGGUGUAUUUGCUUGUCAAUCACCAAAAUAUUCAUCAACUAAAAUAUAUCUUUAUCCAAAAGAAUUAGUUCAUAUUGAAAUAAUAAAUUCAAAAAUAAUUGUUACAAAUUUAAUUCGAAAACGAAAUCAAUUAAUACGUUUUGAUACUGGUGAUCUUGGACGAUUAAUUUUAAAU